AUGUCUGAUCCCAACCAUGGCCCCGGGCCCCUCGAGCCCGUCAAGCGAUAUCUCGUCAAAGGCCUCGCAAGCGGCAUCGGCCUAGCCUCCGAAGGAAUAACCUCCUACAAAGAGCGAAAGCGCCUCCGCAAAGCCUGUCUCUCCCCGGACUCAACCUCCCGUUCCCACACUCCAACAUCUCCUCGUUCCUCAGACGAGAACCGCCCUACGACCAGACAACUAGCAACGCCCCCUCUCUCAGACCACGAAAAAGACGACGACUUCAAGGACGAAAAGCUAUGGAAGCUAGACGAGGCUCAGGACCAACUCAGUCCGCCGCCGUACACAGAACGAGCAACAACCCCCAACGGAAGCAGAAGCACAUCUCCCUCCGUCGAAGUCAUCGAGAAAUUCCUCCAAGACUAUCCCGCUCCAGAAUAUGAAACCGGUGUCAAACUCUCUCAACCCGUCAUCCUCCCGCAGAAGAGACCCAAGACCCGUUCCCGCGGCUUCAUCAGAGCAUAUGCCCCUUCUCUUGGUCCCUGCGGCAUCUCGCAAGACAUGUUCCUCGACUUUAUAACAACCUUUGACACAUCCACCCAGUCGUCGCCGUGGCUCGACGCCAUCAACCUCGCAUCAAUAGGACUCUCCUUCAUCCCCCAUUUCCCCAUGCUUGUCGGCAUCGCCAUCCAGGUAUCCAUCUCCGCCGCCAAAGACGUCCAGAGCAGAACCCGCACCAACUCCUUCCUCGACAAGGCCAACUCGCAGAUCUUCAUGCCCCGCGGCCUGUACUGCCUCAUCAUGACAUACAGUCCCGAAGACGACAACGAAGCCCAUCAUCUGCCAGGCACGAACGUUUCAUCCGCAAUCAUAUCCAAAGCCAACAGCACGGGAAUGCAAAAGUUUCAGAACCGCUUCCGCGAAGCGAGUGGCCACGCGUGCGAGGCGGAAAUCCCCGAAUCCGCACCCCUUGUUUUCCCAGGUCUCGGUCAGGACCUGACGCCCGAGGAUGUGGAGGAGUCCAAGAACGCGAAGGAGAAGAUGAAGAAGGCGCAAAAGUACAUCACGGACUAUUAUGACAAGCGGGCGCAAGCCAAGUUUGCGGGAAAGCACGCGGGAAGUAGUCUUGUCAAGGGGCCGGGGGUGAAGUUUACGUCGAGGUUUGCGGAUCCGAAUCAUCCAGCGGCGAGUGGUUCUUUUCGGUCGUUGAUUACGGGAGGGUAUAUCACGCCGCCGGAUAUGGGGAGUAGGAGUUCGGGAAGGAUGGAGGAGAGGAGGGAGGAUGGUCGUGAUGAGUACUCGCGGGGACGGGAUGGUGAUUUGUAUAGCCGGUAUGGAUAUGGUAGAGAAGAGGAGAGAUAUGUGAAUCGGCCGAGUUCGAAUGCUCCUGCGCCGCAUGCCCCGUAUGGAGGACAGAGUCGUUCACAUACACCGUCAAUGGCUUCACGGAGGUCACCCAGAGAUCAGGAUCUUAUCCGUCUUGGUCCAGUAGGUCUGCCUACACCCGGGAGCCUUGUCAAGAAGGCUUUGAAAAAGAAUAUCCUCUACAUGAUGGUUGUGAAUAUGCCCUCGGACGAAGAACUCGCUCUUGCAGCCGAACAUCUCCAACAAUCCCGCUCCAAAGGCAUCAACAUGUCCGACUUUAUCACUCACCUCCGCGGCCAUUAA
This is a messenger RNA of Pochonia chlamydosporia 170, 1647 nucleotides long. Its product is annotated as FAD binding domain-containing protein. Bases 1 to 1647 code for a protein of 548 amino acids. NCBI's taxonomy places the organism in Eukaryota, Fungi, Ascomycota, Sordariomycetes, Hypocreales, Clavicipitaceae. The transcript has 2 exons. The record is from RefSeq and is a predicted model, not a curated record.